Trachymyrmex septentrionalis is the source of this 1894-nucleotide messenger RNA. RefSeq names its product UDP-glucose 4-epimerase (gene Gale). Bases 683 to 1741 code for a protein of 352 amino acids. NCBI's taxonomy places the organism in Eukaryota, Metazoa, Arthropoda, Insecta, Hymenoptera, Formicidae. Gene Ontology annotation, molecular function: UDP-glucose 4-epimerase activity. Gene Ontology annotation, biological process: beta-D-galactose catabolic process via UDP-galactose, Leloir pathway. The record is from RefSeq and is a predicted model, not a curated record. Gene Ontology annotation, cellular component: cytosol. The transcript is spliced from 7 exons.
AACGUUGAUGUGAUUGCAAUCAACGAUGAUAAUGAUUAAAAAAGAUUUCGCAUCAGUAGCUAGACUACUCGUAUGACCGCAGUAAAUAAAGAUACGAUCACAUUGCAUAAUUAUUACCUAAAUGCCUGGUUGAGAGUUGAGCCAGUGUAAAAAAUAUUGCGACCAAUGCAUAACGCAAGAUCGGCAAGAUGAAGAGAAGAGGCGAGACGAGAGGUCCAAGACAGUCCAAGAGAAUGGAGCAGGAGGGGUAGAUGGGUCGUUUACGUCGUAAGUCGUAAGUCGUUUAUGAUUCGACGUGGCGAAAUGCGAAAAUCUUGAUCUCGCUUGGACCUCACUCGAAAGUUCCUCAUCGUGCGAAUUGGAUUCACUCGGAAGAAACAGGAUGAAAUAACGGUCAUUGUAGAUGCAGAGAAUCGCGAAUGAACAAUUAUCGGAUCAACGGAUCCUGACGAUCCUCGAUUGAGUGUCAAGUUUCUGGAAUUCACGUUCGCGAUUGCACUCGCCAACACCCGAUUAUGUGUCAUAUUUUGUGAUAACAAUAUUACGUCAACUGUAUCGCGAUAAGGUCAGUUUAUCCUCGAUUAUCAUGUGAGGUUAGACAGUUUUCUCGGAUUCUACGAAACACAAUCUUUUCUAACAACUUCUGCACGAUUAAUCUGUAGAUAUCAUUAGACAUUAAAUAAUGGCAAGCGAAUCUUGGAAUGUCUUGGUAACGGGAGGCGCUGGUUAUAUUGGUUCUCAUACAGUAUUGGAAUUGGUACAGGCGGACCUUCGGGUGGUGGUAAUAGACAACCUUAUCAAUGCAUACAAAGACUCAAAUUCUGAGAAACCAGAAUCUCUCCUCAGAGUAGAAAAAUUGACAAAUAAAAGUAUUGUAUAUAUUGAUUGUGACAUCAUAAACAUUAAUGAUCUAAGAAGUGUAUUUCAGAAACAUACUUUUCAUUGCGUUAUACAUUUUGCUGCAUUGAAAGCAGUUGGUGAGUCAUGUCAGAAACCACUCGAGUACUAUAAAACUAAUGUCAGCGGCACGAUAAAUUUGCUAGAAGUUAUGCGGGAAAACAAUGUAAAACAUUUUAUUUAUUCAAGUAGUGCCACAGUUUAUGGUAUACCUGAGCAACUUCCUUUAGUAGAAGAUAUGAAAACUGGUAACUGUACAAAUCCAUAUGGAAAGACAAAGUUUAUGGUAGAAGAAAUAUUAAAGGAUUUGUGUACAUCAGAUAAGGAAUUUUCCGUUAUAUCUUUGAGAUAUUUUAAUCCUGUCGGCGCACAUCCUUCAGGUGAAAUUGGAGAAGAUCCCAACGGUAUUCCAAAUAAUUUAAUGCCCUAUAUUGCACAAGUUUCUGUUGGAAAAAGGGACAUGUUAUACAUUUAUGGCAAUGAUUAUGAUACCCCUGAUGGUACAGGUGUACGUGACUAUAUUCAUAUUAUGGAUCUGGCAGUUGGACAUAUGAAAGCUGUAAAGUAUCAAAAAACUCGUAAUCCAACGGGAUUCAAGCCGAUAAAUCUUGGUAGUGGAAAGGGCUAUUCUGUGCUUCAAGUUAUACAUGCGUUUGAAAAAGCAUCCGCACUGAAAAUACCAUAUAAGAUAGUUGAACGUAGACUAGGUGAUGUCUCCACUAGUUACGCGGAUGCUAGUAUUGCUAAUAAGGAACUAGACUGGACUGCUACAAAAAAUUUGGAUGACAUGUGCGCAGAUACGUGGAAAUGGCAACAAAAUAAUCCCAACGGUUAUAAACUUUAAUAAAUAUUAUGCCUAAAUAAUUAAGAGAAGUAUCUGGAACUUCUAGCUUGCUAUUACAUUUUGCCUUCCGCAUAUCAUUGGCUAAAUAAUGAAGCCAUGGUGGUAUACAGUUACCAAAGUUUAGACCAAAGCAUUAAAAAAGUAAUUUUUUAU